UAGAUCACACAUCAUUCCUCGGUUUAAUGUGCGAUCAUGGACAGGUUUCUGGGAGAGUAGGUGGUAAAGGAGUCAUCGACAGGUUUUAUGACAGAAACUGGCCUCGGUGUGAGAGGAACACACCCUGAUCAUAAACACUGAGCUGAUAAGAGGGUCUAAAGGACGCGAGCCGGACUCAGACUGAGCUAGUCGUUGCUGGAGCUUCACUGGACCGAACCCUGUCCAAUCUGAACAAUCCUAUCAUGAGGAGAUCGACUCUGUGUGUCCUGCUGGUGCUUCUGGGCUUCGGAGGAGUUUCUGCUUCAUCAGAGAGCCCCCGGUGCACAGAUCCCAAAGAUGUAGGACAAGGAAAUGAAAAUCGGUUUAAGUUUUUCUAUGAUCCGCAGAAAGAGCUCUGUGUCCCGUUCCUCUUUAAAGGCCAAGGUGGCAACAGCAACCGCUUCAACAGCGAUGAAGAGUGUGUGAAAGCAUGCUCGCCCAAAGCUCACGAGAUCUACCCGGAUGACGAUAAGGUCUGCUCUCUGCCAAAGGACGAAGGUGACUGCUUCGCUUCGAUUCCGAAGUAUUACUACGACAAUACAGAGAAGAUGUGCCUUAUGUUCUUGUACAGAGGCUGCAAUGGAAACGGCAACCGUUUUGUUUCUCGAGAGGAUUGUCAGGCUAUGUGUGGUGCACGAUCCGGACGGCUGCUGGGAGACCUGCCAAACCCCGAUGAGAAGACUGUUAAUGCAGGGCUGAUUGUGGGAGUUUUGGGUGGGAUUGUGUUCGCUGGUGCUGUCAUUUCUGCGAUUGUAGUGUUUGUGCUCCAGAAAAAAAGCAAGAAAGCAGAACGAAAGCCAGUGCCGACGUCUGAUAUCGAAAUGAAAUAGAUAUUUCUUCACAGCAUUUGUUUGUACAUACCUUACUAGUGCUUUUGUACAUCAUGUUUGAACAGUUAUUGAGCAAUCGGGUUAAAUGAUAAAUAUUGAUGUCUAUGAUAAACUAGUGAUGUAAAGCAGUUUAAUACUAAAAGCAAUCCUGUUUUGUUUUAUAUAUGGCAGCAGUUUCACAGAUGUACCUGAUCAAAGAUGAUGUAACAAACAAAUCAUUACUUUUCUGUGUUUUAUAUUGUUUUUUUAAAGAGAUAUUGUAUUAAUACAAUAAAUCAUACAUUAAUACAA
This is a messenger RNA of Carassius auratus (goldfish), 1160 nucleotides long. RefSeq names its product BPTI/Kunitz domain-containing protein. The transcript is spliced from 6 exons. The record is from RefSeq and is a predicted model, not a curated record. Gene Ontology annotation, molecular function: serine-type endopeptidase inhibitor activity. NCBI's taxonomy places the organism in Eukaryota, Metazoa, Chordata, Actinopteri, Cypriniformes, Cyprinidae. The coding region runs from base 243 to 869 and encodes 208 amino acids.